AUGCUGAGAUGGGAAGCGAUAUCCAAGCCAAAACGUGGACCAUGGAGUUCCGAAGAGGAUAAUCAUUUGCUUGAGUUAGUUGAUAAAUAUGGCAAAAAAUGGAGUAAAAUAAGUAGCAUUCUUAAGAGGCCCUUUUAUGUUGUCUCAAAGCGCUAUAAUAUAAUAUCUUGGUCAGAAAAGGACAAACUCAAGUUAUACGAGUCCAUAAAGGAACAUGGAUACAAUUGGACGAAGAUCAUGGAAAAAUUUCCAGACAAAACUUUAGUAGAAGUCAAAAGUUAUCACAGUACACAUUCCAAAACCGAUCCAAAUAUGAACUUUGGUCGAUGGUCUCAAGAAGAAAUAAGACUAAUCAAAGAAUCAAUUUCGGUUCGUGGGAGAAGAUGGAAUGAGGUGGCCCAUGAUGUGGGCACCAGAACAAGAUUUCAAUGCGCAACCUAUUGGCGCAGAUGGUUAUGCAAAUUAGGUCAAUCGGGAUCCAUCUCUGACGAAAAAGCCUUGUAA
This is a messenger RNA of Acaulospora colombiana, 504 nucleotides long. The record is from the annotation of a GenBank genome assembly. NCBI's taxonomy places the organism in Eukaryota, Fungi, Glomeromycota, Glomeromycetes, Diversisporales, Acaulosporaceae.